This is a messenger RNA of Eimeria necatrix, 2009 nucleotides long. RefSeq lists its product as hypothetical. The annotation marks the transcript as partial. The transcript has a single exon. Lineage: Eukaryota; Apicomplexa; Conoidasida; Eucoccidiorida; Eimeriidae. The record is from RefSeq and is a predicted model, not a curated record.
GCGGGGGCGGUGCUCCCCGCCACAGACAGCAAGACCCUGCUGCUGCUGCUGCUGCUGCUGCUGCUGCUGCUGCUGCGGAGGCCACGGACGCGGAGGACCCGGCGGACGAGAAGCUGCUGGCCCGCGCAGCCGCAGCAGCCACGGACUCGCAGCAGCAGCAGCAGCAGCUGCAGCAGCAAACGCUGAGCGCCCAGGCCUCCCCUGCCUGGCUGGCAGCAGAACCUGCAGCUGCUGCUGCUGCUGCCAGGCUGCCGCAGCAGCAGCAGCAGCUGCUGCGGCCCUCGCCCACUGACACGCCGCUGCUCUCGGAAGCCUCGCCAGAUGUCGCCGUCCUGACUACAGCUGGCAGCAGCAGCAGCAGCAGCAGCAGCAGCAGCAGCAGCAGGUUCGAUUUGCUGGCUGCGGGAAUGGCCACGGACGGCGCCCCCUCCUUCGCCAAAGGGACCCCACAAACAGCAGCAGCAGCAGCUGCUGCUGCUGCUGCUGCUGCUGCUUUCCAGCCGCUGCCACCACCAGCUAUUGGGUCCCCCCCGCUGCCCUCAGAAAGCUUAUUUGCUGCUGCUGCUGCUGCUGCUGCUGCUGACGCAAAGAGUAUUUCCCCUGCCUACGCAGAGGCCCUCGCGGGGGUUCCUGCUGCGCCGCCGCAGCGCGCAGCAGCAGCAGCAACAGCAGCAGCUGCUGCUGCUGCUGCUUCGGCGGGAGCAGCAGCAGCAACGGAGGCCCGCCAGGGGGCCCUUUGUGGGGCCCACAGCCGAGAGGCCCCUGGGCUGCAAGGGGGGCCCCCAGCUAAGAGAUGCAGGACAGAAGAAAGUUUGCUGCUGGCGGAGCUGCAGCUGCAGCAGCAGCUGCAGCAGCAGCUGCAGCAGCAGCUGGCCGCAGCAGAAAGAAAGCGGCGGCAGCGGGAGGCGGCGGAAGGCAAGGCUCCCGCGAGCAGCAGCGGGGUGGAGUGGGCCGCUGCCAGCAGCAGCAGCAGCAGCAACAGCAGCAGAAGCAGCAGCAGCAGCGUCCCCGGCCUCCUCGUCGGGGGCACGCUGCUGCCGCAGCAAGCAGCAAAAGGCAACAGCGGAGUGCAGCAGCCGCCGCUGCACCUCCCCACAUUCCCGAGUGACCUUAAGGUAGCUGCGCUGCAGCAGGGAAAGCUGGCCUAUGAGCAGCAGCAGCAGCAGCAGCAGCAGCAGCAGCAGCAGCAGUGUGGCCGCCACGGGGCGCAUGCGCGGCAGCAGCAAAGUCUGCUGCCCGGCGCGCGGCUGUCGCGGCAGCAGCAGCACGACGGCUGCGCCGACUACCACCAGCACAGCCAGCAGCAGCAGCAGCAGCAGCAGCAGCAGCAGCAGCAGCAGCACUUGUCUUGUGAAGAGGAAAGUGAGGGGGCCCUCCCCCACGUCUACACCGCCUAUGCGGAGCAUUUGCUGCUCGAGAUUCUGUGUGAAGGUUCCCAGGCAGCAAAACGCGAAGUUGCUGCUGACCAGCAGCAGCAGCAGCAGCAGCAGCAGCAGCAGCAGCAGCAGACGUCUUGCGGGGAGAGCGGCGCAGCCCGCGCUGCGGCGGCGGGCUCAGCUUCGGGUUCCUCCGCAGCGACCUCCCCGCAGUCAGCAGCAGCAGCAGCAGCUGCUGCUGCUGCUGCUGGGCACAGCGACGGGGACACCGAAGGCAAGAGCAGCAGCAGCAGCAGCAGCAGCAGACGGAGGUGCGGGGUGCACACGCGGGCGCUCACGCGAGCGCUCACGGAGUGCCCGGGGCAGGGCUGUGCUGCUGCCAGCGAGACGCAGCAGCUGCUGCAGCAGCAGCUAGUGCUUGGCAGCUUAGCAGCAGCAGGAGCUGAGGCUCUUUGGUGCUGCUCCAACAGAGACCCCUUUCAGCAGCGCCACGGGGCAGCUUACGGGGGCAGCAGGGACGCAGCAGCAGCAGCAAAGCGCCGCAACAUGCUGACUCGCCAGAUGCGCAGACUCACCUCAGCAGCAGCAGCAGCAGCAGCAGCAGCAGCAGCAGCAGAAGCGCAGCACUCAUAG